Messenger RNA from Acanthaster planci (crown-of-thorns starfish), 2113 nucleotides. RefSeq lists its product as uncharacterized. Gene Ontology annotation, molecular function: protein binding. The record is from RefSeq and is a predicted model, not a curated record. Lineage: Eukaryota; Metazoa; Echinodermata; Asteroidea; Valvatida; Acanthasteridae.
CAUUGUUUUCAGCUUAGUCAUUCUGUACGCUGUUGCCAAUGUACACAGGCUGCUUCAUCUUGGCCUGAUUCAUUAAUUUUGCAGCCACCACCAGAUUCCUUUCCAUCCUGUUUUCCCUUUUGCAAAAGUUCCAACCUUGAGAGACAGCUGGGAAGAGCUGGCCCAAGCCUGUCACCCCUUCUUGGCAAGGGCAGGGAUAAUUGACAGAGGUGCAAGUGUCAAACUUGUGUUUCUGGGUGAGAGAUCCUGCUUGGGUACUGGAGAAGAGGCAUCAUCUUCCAAGUGAGUUGAGGAUGAAUAAAAAAACAUCCAGUAUGCUGCCGACAUUGCGACACCAGUGGGUCUCCCUAGCUAUUCUCUUCAGUAUUGUGACUCUUCCCUUCAAGCAAAGCUUGGCUCAGGACCAAGACACAGUUACCACAGCUAAAACUCAAGAACCCCAGGCACCCCCAUCAAUGUGCCAGUACAUGCUACGGGGCGAACCAGGCCAACCUGGGCCCCCAGGUUUACCAGGUAUUCAGGGACCUGCUGGUAUGCCAGGGAACCAUGGAAAUAAUGGUAACAAUGGGCUGACAGGCCCGCACGGACCAAAAGGGGACAUUGGACCACAAGGCCUGCCUGGCAUUCAGGGUUACCCAGGCCCCCCAGGACCUCAGGGUCCCUCUGGAAAGGCAGGUGUCUCCGGCCAGCCUGGCAGCUCUGGGAGUUCCGGAGCCCGGGGGCCACGUGGGCCACCGGGAGAAAGAGGCCCCAAAGGACAGAAAGGCGACAGUGCAUCGGUCGUCCAGUCCUCGAGACACAUGCUGCCCAGAACGGGUCGGAGAAAAAUUGCAUUCUCUGUUGCCUCGUCCAACACAAUGACAGCACCUGCCGAGGACUCCAUCGUUCAGUUUGACCACAUCUUCACACGGCAUGGGACUGAAUUUGACCCUGACACAGGCAAAUUCACUUGUCAGGUAAAUGGCACAUACUACUUCAUCAUCCAUGCCAACAAGUGGACAAACUCCCGCAAUCUGCACAUUAAGCUCAUGAAAAACGGCUCCCUGAUGACAGCUCUGUAUGAAGAUGCAGGCUACGAUUAUUACGAUGCAGCAACUAACAGCAUCCUUCUGGAUCUCAAGCAAGGGGAUAAGGUUUGGCUUCAGCUGCACAGCAACAGUGAGGUCUACAGUGGACUGACAAGAAUGACUACAUUUUCUGGUUGGCUUGUCUUUGAAGAUUAAACAAUGAAUAGGACAGUUCAUGGAGCAUGCACAAAACAAAGUCACAAUUGACAAACUCAAUGAAUGGUUAAAUCUUCGCAUGUUAAACCCUGAACAAAAUAUGUACGACAAGACUUUGCUCCUAAACAUAGAAUUACUUACAUGGGUUCUUGGCAAAGAGCAGUGUGACGUGUGAAUGUAGAACUUGAUUGUGAAUUCACAUCGUAAACUCGGUGAAACGUUUACAUGUUUUGACAGAGAUUCCCUUGAGAAAUUUACGAACACUUUACGUGGCAGUGCAGUGCACAUUUCCAUGAAAGUGAAAGCUGCAAAAACUGUCCGGUUACAAGCAAGUGCACCACAAACAAAGUUGUAUCUGCGACUCCAGGACACUACAUUUCAUGUUGGAGUUACAGAUAUAUGAAAUAACAACUCCUUAGCGUAGAGUUUAAACCUGCUCCUAUAAAAUAACUUCAAAACUGAAAGUGACUUUCAGCCCAUGAAAUGAGACUGAUCUUUUAUAAAACAAAACCCAACCGGCCAAACAAACACAGAAAAAGCCAAAACGAAAAAACAAAUGAAAACAGAGAAAAAUGCACAAGGUGUGUUUGUUAAUAUACUUUUACAUGUAAAUAUGUUAGUGCUUUCCGAAUUCAAUACUGGUGCUUUUUUUUUUGUAAUAACUGAAGAGUCAUUAUCAAGGUUCAAGCUCAAGUAGAAAGAUACAGCUUGCUUAAGUACACUUUUUGGUUGGAAAUAAUCCAUAGUUGGAGACAUGUGCAUACACAUACAGAGUCACUGAACAAUAUUGUGUGUUGUACCAUUAGAGGUGGAAUAUUUCUGUAUUUCAUACUGAUCUUCAAUUAGGUUGCAUUUUUGCUACAAUAAACUGCAGCUGUUUGUGCAUGGUA